AAUACGCUCGGCGGGCUUCCUCGCUCCGCAGCCCUCCCCGGACCGGGCGGGCAGGGUGUCAGGGUAGCCGAGGCGCGGACGCGGGCGCCGGGCAUCCCCGCUUCCCAGUCGGCGGCACCCAGGACCCCAGUCGUGCGGCGCGGGCCCGGGGAAGGGGAGAGUCCCCGGCCCCGAGGCCGUCGACGCUCCCGCAGCCCCGCCUGCGAGGCCCCGCACGGGAACGUGGACACCCGCCCCGCCGAGGUGAGAUCACUGUACAAUGCCACCUGCUUUGUGGACAGUGUGGGUCUUGGGGUCUGUAAUCAGCCUCCCCAAGGAAGGAGCCUCUGAUCAGGCUUCUUCUCUGUCUUGUGACCCCACUGGUGUCUGCGAUGGCCGCUCCAGAUCUUUAAACUCCAUCCCCUCAGGGCUCACGGCAGCUGUGAAAAGCCUUGACCUGUCCAGCAAUGAGAUCACCUAUGUCAGCAACAGCGACCUGCGGAGGUGUGUGAACCUCAGGACUCUGAAGCUGGGGGCCAAUGAAAUUCACACAGUGGAGGAAGAUUCUUUUUUUUCCCUGAGGAGUCUUGAAUAUUUGGACUUAUCCUAUAAUCGUUUAUCUAACUUCUCAUCCUCCUGGUUCAGAUCCCUUUCUGCCUUGAAAUUCUUAAACUUACUGGGAAAUUUAUACAAAACACUCGGGGAAAGAUCUCUUUUUUCUCAUCUCCCAAAUCUGCGAAUCCUGAAAGUAGGAAAUAGUAACAGCUUCGCUGAGAUUCAGGAAAAGGAUUUCACUGGGCUAACUCUUCUUGAGAAACUUGAGAUUAAUGCUCCAAAUCUGCAGACGUAUGCACCAAAGAGUUUAAAGUCAAUCCAGAACAUCAGCCAUCUGAUUCUUCAUCUGAAGCAGCCUGUUUUACUGCUGGAGAUUUUUGUAGAUAUUUUAAGUUCCUUAGAAUAUUUAGAACUGAUAGAUACUAAUUUGAACACUUUUCAUUUUUCAGAAGAAUCCAUCAAUGAAACGAAUACAUCAAUUAAAAAGUUUACAUUUAGAAAUGUACAAAUCACUGACGAAAGUUUUACUGAAGUUUUGAAACUCUUUAAUUAUGUUUCUGGAGUCUUAGAAGUAGAGUUUGAUGACUGUACCCAUGAUGGAGUUGGUAAUUUUAGGACAUUGGACACAAUUAAAUGCCUAGGUGACGUGGAGACAUUAACAAUACGGAAGUUGCAUAUUCCACAGUUUUUCUUAUAUCAUGAUCUGAGUAAUACAUAUUCACUCAUAGGAAAAGUUAAAAGAAUCACAGUAGAAAACAGUAAGGUUUUUCUGGUUCCUUGUUUACUUUCACAACAUUUAGCAUCAUUAGAAUAUUUGGAUCUCAGUGAAAACUUAAUGUCUGAAGAAACCUUGAAAAACUCAGCCUGCGAGCAUGCCUGGCCCUUCCUAAAAACCUUAGUUUUAAGGCAGAAUCGUUUGAAAUCAUUAGAAAAAACUGGAGAAAUUUUGCUUACUCUGAAAAACCUGACUAACCUUGAUAUCAGUAAGAAUAAUUUUCAUUCAAUGCCUGAAACUUGUCAGUGGCCAGAAAAAAUGAAAUAUUUGAACUUAUCCAGCACAAGAAUACAAAGUUUAACCCGUUGCAUUCCCCAGACACUGGAAAUAUUAGAUAUUAGCAAUAACAAUCUCGAUUCAUUUUCUUUGAUUUUGCCAGAACUCAAAGAACUUUAUAUUUCCAGAAAUAAGUUGAAGACUCUACCAGAUGCCUCCUUCUUACCUGUGUUAUUAGUUAUGAGAAUCAGCAGAAAUAUAAUAAAUACUUUCUCUAAGGAGCAACUUGAUUCUUUUCAAAAACUGAAGACUUUGGAAGCUGGUGGAAACAGCUUCAUUUGCUCCUGUGACUUCCUGUCUUUCACACAGGGGCAGCAGGCCCUGGCCCAGGUCCUGAUCGACUGGCCAGACGACUACCUGUGUGACUCUCCAUCCCCCGUGCGGGGCCAGCGGGUUCGGGAUACCCGGCUCUCACCUUCUGAGUGCCACAGGGCAGCCGUGGUGUCUGCGGUGUGCUGUACCCUUUUCCUGUUCCUCCUGCUGGUGGGGGUUCUGUGCCACCGUUUCCACGGACUGUGGUACAUGAAGAUGAUGUGGGCCUGGCUCCAGGCCAAGAGGAAGCCCAGGAAGGCUCCCCGCAGGGACAUCUGCUAUGACGCCUUUGUGUCCUACAGUGAACGGGAUUCCUACUGGGUGGAGAACCUCAUGGUCCAGGAGCUGGAGCACUUCAACCCUCCCUUUAAGUUGUGUCUUCACAAGCGGGACUUCAUUCCUGGCAAGUGGAUUAUCGACAAUAUCAUUGACUCCAUUGAAAAGAGCCACAAAACCAUCUUUGUGCUUUCUGAGAACUUUGUGAAGAGUGAGUGGUGCAAGUACGAGCUGGACUUCUCCCAUUUUCGACUCUUUGAUGAGAACGACGAUGCUGCCAUUCUCAUUCUGCUGGAGCCCAUUGAGAAAAAGGCCAUCCCCAGCAGGAAGGGUUUCAGUUGAAGAACAAUUCUAGUUUUUAAAAGAAAAAUAUCUAUAAAAUGAAAUAGUCUCAGGUUUCAAAACUCAGCUCUAUGUUGAUUCAGAGUUUUACUAUUAUCAUUUUGCAUAGGCACUAUUAAAUAGUAUUCUUCAAAAGUUACAGAUGUUAUUGAAAUCUCUUCAAAGUAGAAAAAUUUUGAAGAAUGAGCAUUUGCGUACAACGAUCUGUGUAUCAGUGCAAGGAUUACAGCAGAUUUUCAUUAAGUGAUUUUUGACGGAUAUAUUUAUUAUUUUCUCUAUUACAAAAUAUUUUAUGUGAACAAGACUGUUUUUUUAUAACUUCAUUUUAGAAUUUCAGUCAGAUUCUCAAAAAUAUAGAUACCAUGAGAGUUACUUUUUACCGAAUUAUCUUUUCAUAUUGUGUUCAUUUUCUAACUUUAAAAAAAU
Physeter macrocephalus (sperm whale) is the source of this 2941-nucleotide messenger RNA. RefSeq names its product toll like receptor 2 (gene TLR2). The transcript is spliced from 2 exons. Gene Ontology annotation, biological process: immune response; toll-like receptor signaling pathway; inflammatory response. The record is from RefSeq and is a predicted model, not a curated record. NCBI's taxonomy places the organism in Eukaryota, Metazoa, Chordata, Mammalia, Artiodactyla, Physeteridae. Gene Ontology annotation, molecular function: protein binding; triacyl lipopeptide binding; transmembrane signaling receptor activity. Gene Ontology annotation, cellular component: plasma membrane. The coding region runs from base 260 to 2515 and encodes 751 amino acids.